UUCUACGAGAAAUGGAGCGUGGACUCGAGUACUUCCUCCAUCGCACCCAGCGACUAAAGACGUCCAGCACAGAGAAAUUUAUGAAAUAUCCGGGGACGUUGUGCCUAUCAAUAUGGUCAAGGGUAUUGGUCACCUUAGAGACCCACGCCUUAAUAAAGGAUUGGCGUUUACCUUGAAAGAGCGAAUAGCCUUGGGGAUCCACGGACUACAACCCCCGAGAUUUAAGACCCAGGAAGAGCAGCUGGCGUUGUGUAAAGCCUCUGUGAUGAAAUACACAGAGGACCUGAACCGGUACCUCUACCUCGUGGAGCUCCAGGAGAGGAAUGAGCGGUUAUUCUUCAGAUUGCUGAGCGAGAAUAUCGAACAAAUGAUGCCAAUUAUCUACACUCCUACUGUUGGCCUUGCGUGUCAGAAAUUCGGGGUUAUUUAUCGAAGACCGAGGGGAUUGUUUAUUACUUGUUAUGAUAAAGGACAUAUUUAUGAAAUUUUAAAUAAUUGGCCGGAACAAUCAGUCCGUGCGAUCUGUGUGACAGACGGGGAGCGUAUAUUAGGUCUCGGUGACCUGGGAGCUUGCGGUAUGGGAAUCCCCGUUGGUAAAUUAGCUCUGUACACUGCUUUGGCCGGAAUAAAGCCUCACCAAUGUCUACCAAUUACCAUCGAUGUCGGAACUAAUAACGAGCAAUUGCGCGACGACCCUCACUAUAUUGGUCUAAAUAAACCCAGGAGCCAGGGAGCUGAUUACGAUGAGCUCAUUGACGAGUUUAUGGCUGCUUGUGUCCAGAAAUACGGACAAAAUGUCCUAAUUCAGUUUGAAGAUUUCGGAAAUCACAAUGCCUUCAGAUUCUUAGACAAGUACCGAGACAAGUACUGUACAUUUAACGAUGACAUUCAAGGAACUGCAGCAGUCGCGGUUGCUGGAAUUUUGGCCUCCAAACGUAUUACCAAGAGAAAAAUGUCCGAUAAUAGAUUUGUGUUUUUGGGUGCUGGUGAGGCUGCAAUAGGAAUAGCAGAUUUGUGCGUAAAAGCAAUGGAAGCCGACGGCUGCACAGAAGAAGAGGCUAGGAACAAAGUUUGGAUGAUGGAUAUCGAUGGGUUGCUGACAGAAGGCCGAAAAGUUGGCAAUCUUGAUGGUCAUAAAAAGUGGUACGCCAAAAUUCACCAAGACGUUAAGUCGCUUAUUGAUCUUGUCAGGGAAAUAAAGCCUACUGUCUUAAUAGGUGCAUCAGCAGCUGCGGGAGCUUUCACACCAGAAGUUUUGCAAGAAAUGGCUAAAAAUAAUGAACGACCUUUAAUUUUUGCUUUAAGUAAUCCUACAAGUAAAGCUGAAUGUACUGCACAACAGGCUUAUGAUUAUACUGAGGGCCGCUGUAUAUUUUCCUCUGGUUCUCCGUUCGGCGAAGUGACCCACAAUGGAACAGUCUACAAACCCGGACAAGGAAAUAACGCAUACAUAUUCCCAGGCAUCGCUCUGGGUGUAAUAGGCACAGGAGUCCACCAUAUUACCGAGGAACUGUUCCUAAUUUCCGCGCAAACCGUCGCUGACCACGUAUCAGAUGAAGACCUAGCUCGUGGAAGUGUCUACCCACCACUCGGAUCUAUAAAGGAGUGCUCUAUCGACAUAGCCGUACGGAUUGCCGAGUACGCGUACGGCCAAUGCGGGUUAGCUAGCGAGUACCCUGAACCUAAAGACAAAAGAGCUUUUAUUAUAAGCAAAAUGUACAAUGCAAAUUACGACAGUCCGCUACCAAAUAUAUAUGAGUGGCCCGGACAUUAUGCAGAGCCUCGAGUUUUACCUGAAAAAGACGAUAUUGAAAUUCGGCAUAAUUUAAAACAUCUUUAA
Molecule: messenger RNA, 1840 nt
Organism: Cotesia congregata
Lineage: Eukaryota; Metazoa; Arthropoda; Insecta; Hymenoptera; Braconidae
Source: the annotation of a GenBank genome assembly